Molecule: messenger RNA, 3467 nt
Organism: Alosa alosa (allis shad)
Lineage: Eukaryota; Metazoa; Chordata; Actinopteri; Clupeiformes; Clupeidae
Gene: cdhr5-rs
Product: cadherin-related family member 5, related sequence
Exons: 16
Coding region: 332-2863 (843 amino acids)
Biological process (GO): calcium-dependent cell-cell adhesion; homophilic cell-cell adhesion; multicellular organism development
Cellular component (GO): membrane; adherens junction; catenin complex
Molecular function (GO): calcium ion binding; cadherin binding
Source: RefSeq, a predicted model, not a curated record
ACACACACACACACACACACACACUUCUCUCCCUCUCCCUUUUGCUCCCUCUUUAUCCUUAACAGUGAGGUGCAGCUGCUUUAUCCAGGCCCGCAGAACGUGUUUACAUGUAGCGCUGCUGUGGAUACCUUCGUCCCCGAGAGAGAGAGAGAGAGAGAGAGCGAUGUUCCGUGAGGAACAGGGACGCGGUCUGGAGAGAGAGCCUGCAGGAUCCCCCGAGUUCCUACACAUCAAGGGCUGACCGCUCCUGGCCCCCAGAGUGAGAUUCCAUGCCUUCAUAAAUGCAAGUACAGUGGAAACAGAACCCUGCUGUUGUGGAAGAUUUCAAAACAUGCUGACUCCCUGGAAGCUUCUCCUUUGCCAAAUGGCAAUGAAUAUACUCUACCACGUCGUAAAAGCCAGCCUAUGCCUUGGUGGGCAGGAUAUUUUUGCCUCUGUUCGAGAGAACAGUCCGACAGGGGAGUUUGUUGCAAACAUCAACAUGGAAGGAAACCCUGGAACCACUACUGUUCGACUGUGCCUCACUGGAGAGAAUGCUAAUUGGUUUUUCCUAGAGGGGCAAAGUAUCAGACUAAACUCCUCUUACACUAGGGGUUUAGAUCGGGAGGCUCUGGGGUCAGUACUAAUGGCAUUCUUGACAUGUUAUGAGGAUGACAUAGUACAGAGUGAAUACAGAAUCAUGGUUGAGAUCUUGAAUGAAAAUGACAAUAAGCCACGGUUCGUGGAGAAAACAAUACAACCCCUGUACAUAACUGAGCUUACUGCAGUAAACUCGGAAGCUUUUGCUGUGAAGGCCAAGGAUGCUGAUGGUGACACAAUUUUAUACAUUCUUGAUCGCACAUCGCCUGAUGCUGACUACUUCAGAAUAGACUUGCCCAACAGCGGCAAAGUCAUCCUGGACAAGCCUCUGGACUUUGAGACAAAGACUCAGCUGGAGGUGGUCAUAUAUGCAGUGGAGAUGAACACAAGGGAAAAGUACAACACUACUGCGACGUUGAUUGUGAAUGUUCUGGACGGGGAUGACCAGUACCCAGUAUUCUUGCCAUGCACUCCCAUAUCACGACACCAGGAUGACUUGAUCUGUACCAAUCCCUUAUACACUGUCAACAUCACAGAAAAGGAACAGGACAGUGUGUUACAUUUUGCUCCCGGUCCCAUUCGCGCUGAAGACGGAGACAAAGACAUCAGAGCUCUUAUAGCCUACAGCCUGCUUUCAGGUGAUGAUCAUGGACGCUUCAUCAUUGACAAUGCGACUGGACAGAUCACGCUGACCAGACGUGUGGAAAACAGACUGCUGACACCCAACUACACAUUACGCAUUAUGGCUGCUCAGAAGAAUGACCCAAAGAAGUACACUGUGGCAACAGCACUUGUGCACGUUCAAGCUGAUAACCACUUUCAGCCCCACUUCAACAAAACCACCUACAAGGGCUUUCUCAUAGAAAGCUCCAGUCCUGCAACACUGGUCUCCACCUAUGGCAAUGACGUCCUGAUGGUCCAAGCAAUUGACCGGGAUUUCAGAGAUGGAGUAAAUCCUAGGAUGGCGUAUUCCAUCCAACCAAAGGGCUCGAGCACUAAUCUCUAUCACAUAACACAGGACGGAUUCCUGAUUGCAAGGACUGACCUCCUCCAAGCAUUUGACAGACACAUUCUCAAGGUGGUUGCCAUGGACCUGGAGACUGGUGAGACUGCUCAGACUUCAGUUGAUAUAGAAGUUCUCCAGAAAGGCCAAUCAGUUCCCCGGAGUCAGUUUGGAGAGGAACGGCUGUUUGGUGACAUGGACGCAGGCCUAGCCGGUGGCAUCGCUGGGGUAAUUCUCCUGUUGGCUGUGGCGGCACUGUGCCUCCUCAUACGGAUUGCGAGGAGGUGGAGGGAUAGGCAGGACCCUGGAGAGAGAGGCUCUGUUGCCCUAGGGAAGCAUCCUAAUGUGAGCUUAAGGUGGUACCAGAUGGUGAAUUCUGGACGCCCAGUGCCCCUUAUUGAAGAGUUCUCCUACAACAAUGAAGCAUACCAUGACAAUGAAACUGACUUUAACAGUCUUUGUGGGAAGGAAGGAAUUUACACUAAAAGCAAUGACAUUUCUCUACGCCCAACCUCACUCAAGCAGUUCAGAUACAGAGAACCCAAUCAACACAGGAAUAAUAACAACAUGCUUCCUAUUCUAGUCAUGCCAGAACCACUGUCCGAUGUACCAUCCUCAUCUAUUUUGACCAAUGGAGAGGUCAGGGAGAAAUUCCUUGAUAAGUCGGCCUCUUUCAGUGAAGGGACCUACAGAGGGGACUGGGAAGCCAGCUCGCUAGGCCAGAGCAGAAUAAAGAGAUUAGAAAGGCGCCACACCGCAGGCAGAAUGGAAGGCAGGGGAGACAGUUCAAUAUUAACUCAAUUCUGCAUUACAUCCAGUAUUUAUGAGAGACGCCAAUGCAUGGAGAGUGAAAAUAGUGACGAUGAAGUUCUAAUGAUUGAUAAUUCAACAUCAAAGCUUAUAGCCGAAUGUCAGGAGAGCCGCGAAUGUUGUGCCAGCGAUGACAUUGAGGAGGAGGAGAUUAUAGAAGAGGACGGUAACAAGGAGAAGGAGGAAGAGGAGGAGUUCAUGGAGCCUACGUUUUACAGUGCUGAUGAGGAAGACACAAUGCUAGAAGACAGGCCAAGAAUUACAUUUCAGUUCAAGAGACCCAAGCCACCCAGGGCUCAUAAGGAAUUAUUAUCAACACCUAAACAUGAGGACUCCCAAGCCAAUAACAACAACCAAACAUCUGUAUCAAUUCCAAAGGAGGACGCUGAAGUACAAGGGGAUCAGGAAGCGGAUCCUUCACAGACACAAUUUCUGUGCAUUGAAGACAAUUCUGCUGAUGUUGAAGUUUAAGUGUUUACAAAAAAAAAAUCGGUUCAAGCCAAAACGAAUGUGAAUUGUGUUAAUAUCGGAGUAGGCUACAUAUUCUAAACAGAGUAAUCUGGAAAGGGAAUAUAGUUUCUAUGAUGGAAUGAUGAAUGAAUGAUGAACUUAUGACAGAAACUUGUGUCUUCUGUGGAAUGAGCAUAAUCAGUCAGCCUUAAUUUGUGCAAUACCUGUGUGACCAUAUGACAUUUCAAACUAAAUGUGUAAAACUGUCAUGGGUCAGAGAACUGUCAAAAGAUUAUUUAGACUUGAAUGCAGUCCUAUAAAUAUGAGGAAAAUUAACAAAAUGAUUUAGAUAUAUGAAAAUCCAGUUCAUAUCUUAUGAAUGUUUUGAUUAUAUAUUGUGACUAUAUACAGUAUAUUUUGUGUUUUAUAUAUGUGUGUGUCAAUGAUUUAAGUUGUAAAGGAACAACAGAACAUUGAUAUGAUCUUUGAUCAUACACUUAAUUUUUUAAUAAAGUGAGUUGAUCAGAUCAAAGAUCCAUUGAUUGCUGUGGUAAAUCAAACCUGUUGAUUUCCACGAGUCUGAAAGCUUGAAUGAUCAGCGCUAUGUGCUGAACAAAUUCCAUCA